Messenger RNA from Hyposmocoma kahamanoa, 3154 nucleotides. Its product is annotated as RING finger protein nhl-1-like. Gene Ontology annotation, biological process: proteasome-mediated ubiquitin-dependent protein catabolic process; protein polyubiquitination. The record is from RefSeq and is a predicted model, not a curated record. NCBI's taxonomy places the organism in Eukaryota, Metazoa, Arthropoda, Insecta, Lepidoptera, Cosmopterigidae. Bases 1 to 2016 code for a protein of 671 amino acids. Gene Ontology annotation, molecular function: ubiquitin protein ligase activity; protein binding. The transcript has 9 exons.
AUGGCACAAAAAUUGAAAAAGAAGCCGUCUUUUUUCACAUUGAAACGGUGGAAUAGUCAAAAUGAAGUUAUUGAGCCAGCCAGCCCGAAUAUCGUCAAUAUACCGGCAGAACUGCCACAAGCUGAUGCAAUACCAAACUUUCGACCGGACAACCCCAGUCAUCUGAGGAAUUUAACUACAGAAACAAAACCUAAAAACAUGAUGUCAGCCGGAAACUUAGACGACUUAAUCCAAUGCUUUCUAUGUUUGGAAGUUCUGCACAACCCGAAGAUGUUGUCAUGUCAACAUACCUUUUGCAUGGCUUGUCUUAGUGUUUACAUUGCUGAUAAUUCUAUAUUCCACUGUCCAAUCUGCAACACAAGAAUCCAAGUGCUAAGUCCGAACUUCCUUAAAGAGUUACCAUCGAACCUGUACAUAGAUUCUCUACUCUCACUGGUGGGCCUUAAAGACUCCAUGCACAGUCGUAUAACACCACCCACCACUCCCGCUGCUGGGGUUUCAAGUGUCGAUUUGUUCGCUGGCGGUGUAAGAUGCUCCACUUGUCAGAGCAUGUGUGAUAGCUCUGAUAUUACUUCUUGCCGGCAUUGUAAAUUGAACUUUUGCAAAGUGUGUUGGUGUCAACACUUGGACGAUAUGAGGGUUCAAAUCGGCUCUAUUGUAAAUCAAUUGGAGUCUGCCACCAAAAAAUUGGAAUACAAAACUGAACAUUACAAGGAUCGUUGCGAACGCAUCGCAGAGCAAAUAAAUAUUGCUGCAGAUGAGAAAAUAAACGCAAUAAUGAAAGCCAAAGAUGGUUUGCUAAAGGAAACCGCUACAUUACAAAAGAACAGUGAAAUGACAGCUUUAGGUUUGAAGGUGUCCGUAGAAGAAGCGAGGGAUGUAGCUAAGAGGGCUAUGGAAAAUAAGAACAGUGCAAAUGAAAUGGUUCAGGUAACAACCUUCAUGAACCUGCACCAAAACACAGUCCGACUCUUAACAGAAGUCUCCAAAUGGGACGCAGAAAGUUUUGUGUUCGACAAAGAGAAUUUCCGCAUAGAGUUGGAUGCAGCUUCACCGUUGGACGCGGAGUCAGAUGAUCCAUUGCCUGGAGGGGCACGGCAAAAUAAUCCUUUGGAAAGUGAAGAUACUCUUUCUUUACAUUAUAGAUCCCGAAACUUCCUCCCCCACUACGUCUGGCGUAAGACCACUCGUCCAUCGGGCAUAGGCCUCAGUCCAUGGAACAACAACCUAUACGUCUGUGGCAUGGACUCGCAUUGCGUACUUGUCAUAGAACGGACACAUGCCAAAAUUGUGGCGCGCCUGACCUGUGAAGACAUGCUUUGUCCUGUGCAAAUUGCUUUCAUGAAGAGCAAUGGAGAGAUUUAUGUUACUGACAAAUGGAAGCACUGCAUCCAUGUGUUUUCGAAGGACAACGAGUACCUAAGGUCUAUGUGCCAUAAGGGUAGUAGAGUCGGCAUGUUACGUUCCCCAGAAGGCAUCGCCACUGACAACUCCCAGCUUCUGCUCUACGUUGUGGAUACUGGCAAUGAUAGAGUUCAGAUACUCCAAACCGACGGCAAAUUCGUUCAACAAAUAGGAGUAUCAACUUACGAGAAGAUCUCAGCGGGACCUGGACCUUGGACGUCCAAAGAAGUCUUGUGCACAGACCUAAACGCCCCUACUAGCGUCGCAGUGACCAAUGAUAGAAUCAUCGUACUCGACAGUGGGAAUAGGAGGGUUAAAAUCUAUAAUAAACAAGAUAAAGGAAAAAUUCUAGAAUUUGGAUCGUUAGGGCACAGAAAGGGACAGUUUAGGCAACCGGAAGUAUUAGCAGUUGAUCCCAUGGGUUUCAUUUUAGUAGGUGAUUCGGGCAAUUGUAGAGUACAAGUUUUUAAGCCUAAUGGACAAUUGGUAAGGGUUUUUGGCAGAUGGGGAAGCGAAGCUGGCAAGUUUGCAUGGAUUUCUGGCAUUUACGUUACUAAACAGUUGGAUAUUAUAAUAAGUGAUCCGAAGAAUCAUGCUGUUAAUUUCUUUUAGAUUCAUUAUUUUUAUAUUCUCAUCAUUUCUGCCUUCCUUCACAUAACUAACGUAUGUAGUCUACAUUUUUAGCGAAUUUGAAUUAUUAACAUAUACUGGUAUAUGGGUAAAUCCAUAGCGCAUGUAACACCCGUUACUUUGACUAAAGGUUGCAUUUAGAAAUUCUGCCGGCUAAUUGAGUAAUGCGAAAGACAGUCUUUCGACAAACAGAUUCGGUCUUUCAGGUUCAGUCACUAUUUAAACUCCUAUUUCUACUAAUUGUUUGUCAAAAGUAAAAACUUUAAGUCACCAUUUCUGCUUAUGAUCUGACAAACUUUUUACAAUUUUGUCGCCUAAUUCACUAUUUGUAAUAAUAAUAUUUAUCAAAUUCUUGAUAGUGGUGUCAUUUAAACGUAGUUUCUACCAAUUAUUUGUCAAAUUAUGACAGCAUAAAUAAAUACCUACAUUUACCUCUCCCACAGUUGUUAGGUGUUGCAAGAACAGUAUACGGGUGCUAAGUUUUUUGUUUUGGAAUUACCCAUAUUGAAUAAGCGAAACGACUCCCCCUAAGCGGAUUUUUAUAUAUGUAUAUCUUAUUAGUGUCAGUUUUAUUGUUAAACAAAAUUAGAGUAAUUGACAUAUUUCAAAGAAAAAAAAACUUUAGGUACCAAUAUCUCGGAAAAUUACCAAAAUGCAAAUGCGUUAGUCAUGACAAGGAGGGUACAAUUUUCGCCAUUAAUUAUUUUUUUCAAAUUAACUAUAUAAAUGUGGAAAUUCUACUAAAGUCAUUUAUAUACAGAUCGACCAACUUAUUUGUAAAAUUAGUUGUGCCUCUAGCAAAAUAGUAAUUAAUAAUAUAUUUGCAUAUUCUAUGCAUACGUUACAAUGCUUCAAAUCAUCCGUAAAAGAACGGCCAUUUUGGUCGUAGACACAUUUGCUGAAACAAGUGGCCCAUCAGAUAUAUUAAAAUUGUUCUAAUACUUCAGAAACUUUGCGGGCGUGGCGAGAAUAAUAAUGGAAUGCAUACCGAAGAAACAGAUAGAUUACAGACAACUUGGUCGAUCUUAACAGAUUUGUUUUUUAAUUCUGUAUGUAUUAUUUAGUUUAGUAUUUGUAUUAAAGUUGAAAUUAAAGCAUUGAAUUGUAUAACAAGAAAUUU